AUAGUAACAUCCGGGUGCUGGCUAUUUGGUGACGUCAGACAGGAAGUGUUUAGUGACAGACAGUCAGCUGACCGCUAGCAACAACAGCUAAUACAUCGGGCGAAGAUGGCCUACCCAAAGUCCCACAACCCAUUUGCAGAUGAUGACGAUGACGAGAGCUUCCAGCCUGCGGAUACGGACGGCGUCGGCGGACUGAGCGACGCAGAGAGGAGACAGCGCUACCUUCAGCAGGAAGUGAUGCGCACAGCUCAGUCUGCGGUCGACAGCAGUUACCGUUCCGUCGGCCUGAUCUACGAGUCUGAGAAAAUGGGUGUGGAAACGGCAGAGGAGCUGAUGCGUCAGGGGGAUGUUUUAAAAAGAACAGACAAAAUGUUGGACAAUAUGGAUGAGGACCUGAAGACCAGCCAGAAGCACAUCAACAGCAUCAAGAGUGUUUGGGGCGGCCUGGUCAGCUACUUCAAGGGCAAACCUGAGCAACCCAAACCUCCGCCAGAGGAGCCUAAACCCUACCGGGCCAAUGAAAGAUUAGAGAAUGCCUUGUCCACCAGUAGGGGGCAAGAAGACAAGUACCAAGCAAGCCAUCCUAACCUAAGAAAACUGCAAACAGAAGGGUUCGGGGCCAUGGCAACCGUCGACGGCAGCUCUGCCGCACAGAACGGAUAUCCUCAGAACAAAUACCUUCGACAAGCUCACCAGACCUUGGACAACAAUUUAGAUGAAAUGGCAGACGGCUUAAGCCGCCUGAAGAACCUCGGUUUGGGUCUCCAAUCUGAGAUUGAUAGCCAGGACGACUCCAUCAAUUCCCUGCUCAACAAAGUAGACAAGAUGGACUCCAAGAUCAGUAAUACAAACCAACAGAUGAAAAGGCUUAAAUAAAACUAAAUCUUUGGGCUUUGGACCUCACAUACAGCCAACAAGUUGUCAUAUGAUUUCCAUCCAAGCCCAAUUAAAUAUAAACUCUCCAUUUUUGUUCUGCGCUUAUUUUUUAGGUGUGUAUAAAUCUUGUUAGGUGUGUAUAAAUCUUGUAUUUUUUUUUUAAUACCCUUACAGUCAGCCACUGGCACACAUUCUACCAUAUUUGUGUGCAUUAAAGGGAAGACUUGACUAUUUGCUUUCAUUAAUACAAGUGAAUCCCAAUGAAUUAGAAUUUGAGUAGUUCAAAUUCUACCAAAUAAAACGUAUUAACUACACACAUUGAAAUAGUUGAUCAUUUCCCCCAUUCGGCUGAUCAUAUCUUCACAAAAACACAAAGAAUUUAUAAUAUUACAUAAGAAAUCAAAUGAAUUUUUAUCUACAUCUUACGUAGAAAUUUGCUAUCUGAAAAGCGUUUCAGUUAAUGUUAUAAUAAUUGUAUUAGUUUGACUUUUUUAAUUGAACUACCAAAAUAAAACUGUUUUGGGAUUCACCUGUGCUUCCAAACAUGUACUUUGUAAACAAACAUGCUGCCUUAGUAUUCUAUAUAUUCACCUGAUGGUGUUUUUUUUUUUUUUUUUUUUUUUUUUUUUUUUUUUUUCAUAUCCAGUAAGCACUUUGAUCUUUCUGCUUCCUGCCCCCAAAUGUUUACUCAUUACUGAGCCUUUUUUGGAUUCAGAUCACUUUGAAUGUCAUAGUGUUGUAAUAAUGAGCGGCUAAUGUAUGUAAUGUAAUGUCAAUGACCUGGAAUCAUUGAGUAUGACAUUAAAGGUGAAGGAAUACCCUC
Molecule: messenger RNA, 1699 nt
Organism: Corythoichthys intestinalis (scribbled pipefish)
Lineage: Eukaryota; Metazoa; Chordata; Actinopteri; Syngnathiformes; Syngnathidae
Gene: snap29
Product: synaptosome associated protein 29
Exons: 6
Coding region: 106-876 (256 amino acids)
Biological process (GO): exocytosis; synaptic vesicle fusion to presynaptic active zone membrane; synaptic vesicle priming
Cellular component (GO): plasma membrane; SNARE complex
Molecular function (GO): SNAP receptor activity; syntaxin binding
Source: RefSeq, a predicted model, not a curated record